Messenger RNA from Symbiodinium sp. CCMP2592, 2646 nucleotides. The record is from the annotation of a GenBank genome assembly. NCBI's taxonomy places the organism in Eukaryota, Dinophyceae, Suessiales, Symbiodiniaceae.
AUGGAGUCGAUGCCGUCACGGCCUACUCCUGCGUUCUCGAGCACAGCGCCGGAAUUGCGGCAGAGCGACCCGGCAGUAAGGGCACCCGUGCCCUCAGGUCUGUCUGAGACAGGCGGCCCGCAAGUCUCUGCGAUUGCAGCAGGCGAGGCUUCUCAAGCAGCAGCAGAUGUCCAGGUCGAGGUACGGGGCAGUGGCCACCUGCCCUCAGCCUGGCGCACGUGGGAGGAGGUGACAUUCCCACCUCGGGUGCGGGCUCCGCUGGUGUCGGCGGGCUUCCCGGCACCGACUGCGAUCCAGCAGCACUCUUGGCCGAUUCUCACUGCAGGCCGUGAUCUGAUAGGGGUUGCAAAGACGGGCUCGGGCAAGACGCUGGCCUUCCUGCUCCCCAUCUUCGCACGGCUCCUUGAGAGCAAAGUGGAUCUCCGAGGUCCACCAGCAGCGCUGGUUUUGGCACCCACUCGCGAGCUUGCCUGCCAGAUCGAAGCCGAGGCCAAGCGCUUCGGGGCCACCGCAGGCAUGCGCGCUGCCUGCCUCUAUGGCGGUGCCCCCAAGGGCCCACAGCUCGCAGAGCUGCGGCAGAGGCCUCAGCUAUUGGUGGCCACGCCGGGGCGGCUGAACGACCUCCUCGAGCCACCACCAGGAUUGUCUGUUGCUGUGGAUGUCAAGUCCGUGCGGUAUCUGGUCCUGGAUGAAGCGGACCGGAUGCUGGACAUGGGCUUCGAGCCCCAGAUCCGGAAGAUUAUCGGCGGACUUCCGCAGGACCGCCAGACUGUGAUGUUCACCGCCACGUGGCCACUGUCCAUCCGCCGGCUUGCAGCGGACUUUCUGCGAGAUGCUGCGGAGGUUCGAGCUGGCGAGGUGGACGAGCUGAGAGUGAACCCAGACAUCACGCAGCAGGUGGUCUUCUGCCUGGACAUGCGCGAGAAAGAGGAGUGGCUGGACAAGAUCCUCCGGGAGAGCGGUAAUGACCAGGCCAUCGUCUUCGUGAACACGAAGAGGAUGUGCGAAGUGGUCUCCUCCCGCACGCCGAACUCGAUGGCCAUCCAUGGGGACAAGGACCAGCGGGAGCGAGAUCUGGCCUUGGGCCAUUUCAAGUCGGGCACCGUGCGGGUCCUUGUGGCCACGGACGUGGCCGCCCGCGGACUGGACAUCAAGGCUGUGAAGUUGGUGGUGAACUUCGAUCCUCCGAAUCGCGAGGAGGACUACGUCCACCGCGUCGGCCGAACUGGCCGGGCCGGGCAAAAAGGCUUGGCCUGGACUCUCCUGACCAACGAGGACGGCGCGGCCGCGCGGAGCAUUGCUGACAUCUUCAAGCGAAUGGAGCUGCCGGUGCCUGCAGAGCUCUCCCGACGCCUCGCCUCCGGCGAACUCCGAAGCUCUGGCAGGGCACGCAGCAGGUCCGUGGGUCGGCCUUUGCUUAGAGGCGGCAUGGGUAUGGACGACGAUUUUGACUUUGGUGGUGAUCGGUUUGGGAGCGGCCGCGAGCAGAACGACUUCCCACGGUCGUCCUUCAUGAACGACUGGACCUCGUGGCGACUUCCCUAUCAGGAAGCGGCGGUGCGAGGAUACCAGCAGCCCAUUUCGACCCGAGAAGGGGCGGCCUGCCCUGGAAAGUGCCCACGUGACAGAAAUUCCUGUGUAGAGAAGUGGAACCAAGAAGCUCUGAAGGGCGGGCUACGUGGACAUGAAGCCCCUGGGCGCGAGAACGAAGACUGGAUUCCGUUCGGUCUGGCAGAUCCGGCUGCUGCGUACAGUAUGCCGCAGGUCGAGCCAAUGUGCUCGGAGGAGAUGCGCCCUCAUGGAAAGACGAUACAUGCGGUGAUAAUGCCGCUGGUUGCAGAAGAUGACAUUGACGAUGAAGUGGAGGAGGCACGGCAGGAGGCGGGGAAGGAGGGUCAGGACGUGGAUGAGGAAGUAAACUGCAGUGACAAAGGUGAUGAUGGUGCUGCUUAUGAUACUUUCCCGUGCGAUCAAAGCAGCAGCGACUCCAGCCGUGCCAGCAUCAAUGCCAAUGGCAAGCAGAGCAGUCCUUUGCUGGCCAUUCAGAAGGCGCAGCUGUCAGCCUCUUUCGCGCCCUCCGCCGGCAACUCUCUCGAGCUUGAUUUGCACCAGCAAGCCACGAACACGGUCUUUUAUUUCUUCAAGAGGGUGAACCUGUCUGGUGUGGCCUACCAGGAGAUCUAUGCCGGCGCCGACAUGACCAUCUGCAUCUUUCUUCUGCGCGCCGGUGCGCAGAUCCCUGCACACGACCACCCAGGUAUGCACGUCUUCGGACGGCUGCUCUUCGGGCGCAUGCGGGUCCGCUCCUAUGACUUCAUCGAUGGUGGCGAGUCAGGAGUGGGCGGGUCGGACGAGCCCCGAAGAGCCCACUACUAUGGUGAGGAGGUCCUUGGACCGGCACCUGUUACCUACGGCCUGGGUCCAGAGGAGGGAAACAUCCACCAGAUCGAGGCGGUGGAUGACUGCGCGUUCUUCGACAUCCUGACACCGCCGUACAACCCCUGCGGCGGCAGGAAUUGCAACUAUUUUGAAGUGUCUGUAGAUUCGCACAGGUCUGACAGCAGAAGUGCUGGCAGCGGCUAUUUCCUCAAGCCUGUCCUCCGUCCGGAGUUUGGCAUGGCUGCUCGGCAUGAACAGAGACCAUGA